AUGGGGCUCUCCUCCAUCAAGGAGCAGCGGGACAUAAUCCUAAACACGAUCAAGUCUAUUACUCGAGGCGAUUGGAAAGUGCUGGUCAUCGACGAGAACUCGAAGAAGAUAAUAGACAAUGUGGUCAAGGAAGAUGAUAUUCUCAAUGAGAAUAUUGCCAAUAUCGAGAGAAUCGAGGACAAAAGGGAUAUGAACCCUGAUAUGGACGCCAUAUACCUCUUGUCGCCAUUACCUUAUGUCGUCGAUUGCCUCAUGGCAGACUUCGAGCGCCGAAGAUAUCGCCGGAGUUUUCUCGUUUGGACAUCUGUACUUGAACCACAAUUACGGCAUCGUUUCGACAAGUCGAGGCAGGCACAAGAACAGAUAGCGAACUUCCAGACUUUGACCGUGGACUUCUUCCCGCGCGAGUCGCACCUAAUAACGCUACGAGAUCCAUGGAGUUUUCCUAUGCUGUACCAUCCAGCGUGUAGUCAAAUGGUUAUGCCACAUAUGAAAGUGCUUGCGCAAAAGAUUGUCGGAGUAUGUAUAACGUUAGGAGAAAUACCGAAAGUGCGUUGGUAUAGGCCUCGCGACAAUCCACCGAACGCGAAACACGAAGCAAAGGUGCUAUGUGAUUAUUUGGCUAGGGAGGUCCAAGCAGAGCUUGAUUCUUACCAGAGCUUCAACCCCGACUUUCCACCUCCUGCAAAUCGACCACAAGGUGUACUUGUGAUAACGGAUCGUUCUCUGGACUUAAUGGCUCCUUUGUUGCAUGAAUUUACCUACCAGGCAAUGGCGCAUGACUUAUUACCACUUAAGGAUAAUGAAAAAGUCACGUAUAGAAUCGCUGUCAGCGAUGGAACGGGAAAGGAAGAAGACAAGGACAUGGAAAUCGGCGAGAAGGAUAAGCUUUGGACGGAGAAUCGACAUCGACAUAUGAAAGAUACGAUCGGUAAAAUCGAGGGCGAGUUUAAAAAGUUUAUUGCCGACAAUCCACAUUUCACGGAUGCCGCAGGCGAUUCUACAAGUCUGAGCGCUAUCAAAGAUAUGCUAGCAGGACUACCACAGUUUCAAGAGUUGAAAGAAGCAUAUUCAUUGCAUUUAUCUAUGGCCCAGGAAUGUAUGGAUGUAUUUGCGAAUCAAAAUCUGUUCGACUUGGGACUCGUGGAACAGUCUUUGGCCACGGGGCUGGAUGAGGAUUUCCGGAAGCCAAAGAAUCUUACGGACCAGGUCAUACGUCUACUUGCUGAUCCUAUCCAUCCUGAUGAUAAAUCAAUUGGACCUGCUGAGCGUUUGCGCCUUAUACUGAUGUACGCUCUGUUUCGCGAAGGAAUGAUAGAAGAGGAUUACGAGCGUCUUCUGGUUCACGCUGGUCUUCCAAGCGAGAAGCAGGACACAGUGGUGAUAUCAAAUCUGGACCUGCUCGGUGGGCGUACUUACAAGGAGGACUUGAAACAAACGAAGCCAGCCAGUCAGCCCAUGUUUGCCAGAAAACCAAUACCCCCGCCUUCACAAGACGACGAGGGGAAUGCUUUAUCAAGGUUUGAGCCAAACCUCAAAUUAAUGCUGGAAGAAUUAUCCAAGGGGACGUUGGAUCAGAGUCUCUUUCCUUACACAAGGCCUCCUAUGGACAACUCGGAGGAGCUGGCCAUGCAAGCACAAACAUCACUGCGGAGUGCAAAACCUACUUGGGCUCGAAAUCGCACGUCCACAACGGAAAAUCGACAGAGAGUGGUCGUUUUCAUGGCUGGAGGAGCCACCUAUUCAGAAGCUCGAGCGUGUUACGAAAUUUCUGAAGCACGCAACAAGGAUAUCUUCCUCGUGACCAGCCAUAUGCUCACUCCUUCACUAUUCGUACGACAACUACGAGACCUUGACGCUCCAAGAAAACGCUUAGAUCUUCCAAUUGAUAGACCACAACCCAAAGCCCCUGAUCACCUAUUCAUGCGGAACGACCCUCCACCACCUCGACCUCAGCCUACCAUGACUGCUUCGUCCGGCUCAAGACCAGGCGGGCUCCCAUCUCGAAGCCAAGGUGGCCCAUUACCGCCUCCUCCCAACGGCGCGAAUUACAACAGACCAUCCCCACAACCUCCCACCGCCGGCCUCGCUGCUAUGAGCAUGAACUCAUCGAGUGGCAGGGCUCCUAUCCCGCUUAAUGGCGUCAAUGGCUCUGGGAAGUUGGAGAAGAAGGGCAAGGGUGAGGGCGAGGAGAAGAAGAAGAAGAGGGGUUUCUUUGGGCAUAAGAAGGAUAAAUCUUGA
Messenger RNA from Glarea lozoyensis ATCC 20868, 2241 nucleotides. RefSeq names its product Sec1/munc18-like (SM) protein. Bases 1 to 2241 code for a protein of 746 amino acids. Gene Ontology annotation, biological process: intracellular protein transport; vesicle-mediated transport. NCBI's taxonomy places the organism in Eukaryota, Fungi, Ascomycota, Leotiomycetes, Helotiales, Helotiaceae. The record is from RefSeq and is a predicted model, not a curated record. The transcript has 5 exons. Gene Ontology annotation, cellular component: plasma membrane; secretory granule. Gene Ontology annotation, molecular function: syntaxin binding.